This is a messenger RNA of Symbiodinium pilosum, 2304 nucleotides long. NCBI's taxonomy places the organism in Eukaryota, Dinophyceae, Suessiales, Symbiodiniaceae. The record is from the annotation of a GenBank genome assembly.
GAUGGUGACGAGAUUCCCCUGCCACUCGUUGAUAGCGCUGCUCUGCACUGGGUGCUUGCCCACUGCCACGAGUUCCGUAAUCAGGGCAAGUGGGUCCUGAGCAAGAAGCUUUGCAAAGGAGGACCCGGGGACCUGGAGAAGUUGCUUUGGGCUGCGGACUUCCUUGCUCUGGAUCCGUUGGCAAAGAUGUGCCUUGUGAAGCUGGCCAGCAGCUGUAGCAGCCUACCUCGGGAGGAAAGUGAAGUGACUGGGAAACGGGUUUCUCUGCGGGCCUUAUGCCGCUGCUUGGAGUCCGGGAUGAGACAGCCGGAGCUCGUGCUUGGAGUCCUCCAAGCCAUCGGGCAUCAAGCGGCCUCCGGCGAUGAAACAGUCCUUUCAGCAAUUUGCAGGUGCCAAGCCCACGGUGCAGAAGCAGUGAGGCUUGCAACAGUGAAUGCAAUCAAGAAGCUGGCUCCCCAGGGCCACGUCGCCGCUGUCCGCUUGCUAGAGUCACGUUUACAGGCUGAAAACGUGGAAGAGGUUCAGCUGGCCAUACUACUUGCUGUUCCUGUCAUCAUGAACAGAGCUCCUGACAUGCAGCAGUUCUUCUGUAUCCUGGGCUUUUUGGGCCCACGCCACUCCCCAGCCACUCGGGAAGCAGCAGCUCGGGCUGCAGGGUCCCUGGCAGAGCCUGGAAGCCAGCAAGCGCUUACUGCAAUCGCGGCUCUAAUCGGAGCACCCCCUACUUACAGUCGCCAAGGUAUCACGGACAGCAGUCCUAGGGUGCGCCGGCAGGCCAUGCGAUCCCUCCAGCACGUUCUCGGCGGCUGCAAGAGCCUGCAAGUCCUUUCUGGGAUUGCAUCAAGGCUGCAGGAUACGGACAAAGAAGUCAGAGAGGAGGCAGUAAAGGCAGUGGCAUUGAUUGCUGAGCCAGGGGAUGCAACUGUGAUUCGCACGGCAUUGGCCUGCCUAGCCUACGACUGCAGAUGGGCAUGCGAUGCUGGCAUCCAAACUUUGAAGCUUGUUGGACACGGUGAUGCCAACGCAAUAGCCGGACUUCUCCAACACAUGGCGGAUGCCAGGGUUCGCGUCUCUGCAGUCCAGGCCUUGCUGCAAGUUACGUCUAUGCAAGAGGCUCUGAGGUCAUGUAUCUCCUGUGUGGCGAGUCCAGCUCCACAGAUGCGAAGCGCAGUGCCGGAAUGCUUGAGGAUUCUUCUGCGCCAAUCCAAGCAGAGUCAAACAGGCUUUGUGUCAGCAGCUCUGACGCGAUACCUGUGCCACGGCUCUCCAUUGGUUCGCCGGGCUGCGGUGGCAGCUUUUGGGAGCUCCGGCCUGGGUAAGAUCCCGUCCAGUUCGCUUCGUGCAAUUGGGCCUCGACUGCUGGAUCGGCAUCAGGGCGUGCGAGCGGAGGCCACCAGCUUGGCCGGCAGCCUCGGCUUAGAUGAGCGCAUCCGACUACUCUCGUUGGUCAAGCAUUUGUCGCACCGGAGCAAGGGAAGGCGGCGACUGGUGGUCAGAGCAUUCUUGAAGCUGGCGAAGCCAUGGAACGAACGCUAUAUGCAGCUCGUCAUGCCCAGUUUGAAGAGCCAUUCUCUUUGCAUGCAAAUUGCCGGCGCUGAAUUGAUACAAAGCUUGUCGAUUGGUCAUGAAGAUGCAGGCGUUGGAAAGGCUUUGGGGCUUAUCCAGGACGCACGUAUAUAUGUCAAAGCCAGCGGCUACAGACUGCUGGCCUCAAUGCUGGACAUGUUCGGGGCUGACCUCCGGCGUCUCCCCUCAUCUGUCCUGGAGCCCAUCGUCCGUGAAGUGGUUGCUGGCUUUAGCUCUUGUCAGAGCUUGCGGCGUGCGGCUGCUCUUUGUGCCCCCAGCGUCUCCUGGUUAAUCGGAUAUGAUGUUGCCGAGCCUUUGGCUGGAUGCGCUGGCCGCAGGGCUCGUGGAUGCGAGAAGGUCAUCAUGGGUGCCAUGGCGCAUCAUGAGUGGGAGGUGCGCUGGACAGCCGCGGCAGUCCUGCUACAAGUUCCUUUGACUGACGCUUCGCUCUCGGCUCCACGGUUCCCAGAGACACUGCUGUCCGAGAUCCGUGGGGCAGUUUGCCUCUGUCUGAAAAGCGAUCGACGGGCUGUGCGUGACGUGGCGGAGUACAUGCUCAACCGUGGGCUGCGUGGCGAUGACCAGCUCUGCCGACUGGCCUUACAAGUGAAGCUUCCGCGAAGCCAGCAAGCUGAAGCACCCAGCACAGACCGACAGUGUCGAAAGAGGCCACCCGUGAGCCGUCCAGAGCUUGCGAAGAUCCUUGGCAGCUUCAAUCCCAGCACCUACAUCACCUAG